AUGAACAAAGAUGCGGAUGUUGCCUCUGCUGGAACCGAGCCCGUCCCGUCGGCAGAGAGAGAGGGAUCGGCGACAGGGGGAAGCCACGGAGGCGAUCCCCGCGCUGAGCAUGCCGCAACCAAGGAGUCCGAGGCGGCGGCAUCGCAACACCAUCUGACGCUGCUCCAGCCGACCGUGGUCGAAGUUUCUGCAGCCGUGCUGGAUAAGGACAAGGUGGGGGAGCACGAGUCGAUGGAGGAUCCUAACCACAGCAUCGCCGACGUCGGUGGCUCGCCUCCUUCUGGUGGACGGGGGAGGCGUAGGCAGAGGAAGAGCGAUGGGGAGGACGAUUAUGACACCGCCGUGCCCGGGGACCUCACCACGCGGGCGAAGAGGCGGCAGACGACAGGCACUGCUGACGACGCCGGAGGCGCGGAAGUUGGGACAACGCGAGGCGCCAAGGAAGCUAGAGGCAAGGCGGGCGGUCAAGCAUUGCGCCAGAAGGGCCGACCCGCAGCAAGAAAAACAUCCGGCGGAAGGAGAGGCAAGAAAGCAGCGACGGGGACGAGGCCGAAACGGGGCGAUGAAGACCCUGGUGAUGCGGAGGAGGAGGACGAUGAGGAGGAGGAUGCGGAGGAAGAGGAGGAUGAAGAGGAUGCGGAGGAGGAUGACGCGGAUGUUUGGGAGGAUGAAAAAGAUGAGAAUGAUGGCGGGGAGGACGAAGAGGAGGAGGAGGAGGAGGAGGACGAGGAGGAUGAGGAGGAGGAGGAGGAGGAGGAGGAGGAGGAGGAGGAGGAGGAGGAGGAGGAGGCGGAGGAGGAGGAGGCAGAGGAGGAGGAGGAGGAGGAGGAGGAGGAGGAGGAGGAGGAGGAGGAGGAGGAGGAGGAGGAGGAGGAGCAGGGUGACGAUGAGGAGGAGGAUGAAGAGGAGGAGGAGGAGGAGGAGGAGGAGGAGGAGGAGGAGGAGGAGGAGGAGGAGGAGGAGGAGCAGGGUGACGAUGAGGAGGAGGAUGAGGAGGAGGAGGAGGAGGAGGAGGAGGAGGAGGAGGAGGAGGAGGAGGAGGAGGAGGAGGAGUAG
Molecule: messenger RNA, 1056 nt
Organism: Closterium sp. Naga37s-1
Lineage: Eukaryota; Viridiplantae; Streptophyta; Zygnematophyceae; Desmidiales; Closteriaceae
Source: the annotation of a GenBank genome assembly